AUGUUCAACACCUUCAGACGUUACUUCUUUGCUUCUUCCUCCAGAAUGGUUUCCGACGCUACAAAGACCAAAGUCAACCAGUUGAUCAGCGAGAACCCCGUGGUGAUCUUCUCCAAAGACUACUGCCCAUACUGCUCCAAAACCAAGAGCACCAUCUCGGCCCUCACCGACCUGGCCUACAUCUUGGAGAUUAACACCAUCCCAGAUGGCGCUGAAAUCCAGGACUACUUGUACGAAAUCUCCCAGCAGAGAACCGUGCCUAACGUCUACAUCAACGGUAAGCACGUGGGUGGCAACUCUGACGUGCAAGACUUGAAGUCCCAGGGUAAGUUGGACGGCUUGCUCAAGGCUGCCCUUUAA
Molecule: messenger RNA, 360 nt
Organism: Candidozyma haemuli
Lineage: Eukaryota; Fungi; Ascomycota; Pichiomycetes; Serinales; Metschnikowiaceae
Gene: TTR1
Product: dithiol glutaredoxin
Exons: 1
Coding region: 1-360 (119 amino acids)
Biological process (GO): cellular response to oxidative stress
Cellular component (GO): nucleus; cytoplasm
Molecular function (GO): glutathione disulfide oxidoreductase activity
Source: RefSeq, a predicted model, not a curated record